AUGCAAGAUUUUCGCAAAAAACUUAAUGUGGCGGCUGCAUUACGUCAGCAGCAGCACCAGCAACAACAACAACAGCAGCAACACCAUAACCAAAACAUGGCGGUAUUUCCCCACCAUCACCAUCAUCCACAACCUGUAAGACCUCAUCACCUGAUCAACAACUGGAAUUUAUUAAAUCCAGCCGGUUUUGCCCAAAGACCAGGUCCUCACUUGCCACCACCCUUAAUGCAUAGUCCACAUGCCAUGGCCCAAAUGCCACGCAAUCCAGCAUUAUUUAGUGGUUCACUUCUGGCACCCAGAUUUCAAACACCGCCAUUGCACAACAAUUUACCGUCCCAACAAUUCAAUACAACAGCUUCAGCAACAACGUCACCAUUUGACUUUUACAACAGCAAAAUCUUAUUGAAUUAA
This is a messenger RNA of Calliphora vicina (urban bluebottle blowfly), 411 nucleotides long. RefSeq lists its product as uncharacterized. The record is from RefSeq and is a predicted model, not a curated record. The transcript has a single exon. Bases 1 to 411 code for a protein of 136 amino acids. NCBI's taxonomy places the organism in Eukaryota, Metazoa, Arthropoda, Insecta, Diptera, Calliphoridae.